AUGGGGGGUUCUGAGAUGCCAAACGGUCUCAACACCAAUGGCUACGGUCACAACUACGACUACCCGCCAUCGCACAUUGACGGGCCCUACAGGAUCCUCGAUCAAUAUCAUUCCAAGCCGGCCAAGCUGCGGGUAGCAUGUGUCGGCGCGGGUGCAUCGGGGCUCUGUCUAGCCUACAAAAUGGAGAAGAUGCUCGAGCCUGGGUCUUGGGAGCUGACGCUGUACGAAAAGAAUGCGCAAUUUGGCGGAACUUGGUAUGAGAAUACGUAUCCAGGUGUUGCGUGCGAUAUCCCAUCGCAUGAUUAUAACUUCACUUGGGACCCCAAGCCCGAUUGGUCCACUUUCUUCGCAUCGGGCAAGGAGAUUCAGGGAUACUUUGAAGACUUUGCGGAGAGACAUGGAAGCAAAAAGUAUAUGCAGUUGAAUAGCCGCAUUGAGCAAGCAAAUUGGAACGACGAAGAUGGUUGUUACAGCCUUACUAUAAGAAAUCCGAAGACUGGUUCGAUGAGGAAGGACUGGGCGCACGUCCUGGUGAACGGCUCAGGUAUCCUGAACAACUGGAAGUGGCCGGAUAUCGAGGGCCUACAUGACUUCAAGGGUCCUGUACUACACUCUGCAUGCUGGGACCACAGCGUUGACUUCACAAACAAAACCGCGGCCGUCAUCGGUGUUGGUUCGACGAGCGUGCAGAUCGUGCCUUCACUCCAAAAGAUUGUAAAAGGGCUAGAAGUCUACAUGCGGAGUCCGACGUGGAUAUCGCCUCCUUUUGGUGCUGGCGCACUCAACGAUGAUCUACAAAAAGGACAAGACGUCGACCCAGGACAAAGGCAGUAUACCUUCACCGAAGCGGAUAUCAAAAAGUUCAAGGAAGACCCCGAGUACCACCUGGAAUUCCGAAAGAAAAUCGAAGCAGAGAUCAACAGCUUAUUCGGAAUGUACCAGCAGAACUCUGAACUUCAGAAUCAGUUCAAGGAUGUCAUUACCAAGGAGAUGCAUCGUCGCAUGGGCCCUGGCCACGAGAAGCUCAAAGAAUUCAUCAUUCCCAAAUGGUCUGUUGGCUGCCGGCGCAUCUCGCCCGGCGACGGUUUCCUCGAAGCUCUAGUGCAAGACAACGUGACACCAGUCUUCGACGGCAUCGAACGCGUAGUACCCGAAGGUAUCAAAACGCGCGACGGAAAGAUCCACAAACUUGACGCUAUCGUCUGCGCGACGGGUUUCCAGGUCGCCUUUCAACCCGCCUUUACUGUCCGCAACGGCUCCAAUUUAUCCAUCAAGGAAGACUGGACCGACGGCCCUAACCUCUACAUGGGUGUCUCCGCGCCGCGCUUCCCAAACUUCUAUACCAUUGUUGGCCCUGGUGCGACCUGGAGUAACGGCACACUUAUACCGAGUAUUGAGACAACGGUCGAGUAUAGCAUCAAGUGCAUGAAGAAGAUGCAGACUGAAGGGAUUAAAGCUAUGAGCGUAAAGCAGGACGCUCUAGAUGAGAUAUAUGCGCAUUUCGACGAAUUCCACAAGACAACUGUGUGGCAAGAAGAAUGCAGGAGUUGGUUCAAGAAUGGGCAGAUUAAGAAUAGGAUUUACCUGUGGCCUGGCGCUACUAUACAUUUCCUCAAAUCUAUCAAGACACCACGCUGGGAAGACUACGACUACGUAUACCGGUACAAGAACCGAUUUGCUUUCCUGGGCAAUGGCGACGUGAAGGCGACGAAGAUGAGGGAUAUGCACGGUUUGAGUCCGUAUAUUCGGAACUACGACCAUGAGUGGGAUGUCGACUGA
Alternaria burnsii is the source of this 1779-nucleotide messenger RNA. Its product is annotated as fad nad-binding domain-containing protein. Lineage: Eukaryota; Fungi; Ascomycota; Dothideomycetes; Pleosporales; Pleosporaceae. Gene Ontology annotation, molecular function: NADP binding; N,N-dimethylaniline monooxygenase activity; flavin adenine dinucleotide binding. The transcript is spliced from 3 exons. Bases 1 to 1779 code for a protein of 592 amino acids. The record is from RefSeq and is a predicted model, not a curated record.